AUGGCGUCUCUUCUUCUCCUCACGGUGAUUGGCUCUGCUGCCGCGACUGCCAUCACAACCACCGAGCCUGCCAAAACUGCAAUUCAGGCUGCUGAAGCUACGACUGUUCCAGAGACUUGGACCUCCGAUAUUAAGGGUACUGCUUUCAACCGUUUCUACCAGAUCUGGCUAGAGAAUGACUACAGCUCCGCCGCUGAAAAUUCCGAUCAGCAAUGGCUAGCCAAGCAGGGCAUCACAUUGACCAACUACUACGCUGUUGGUCACUCCUCACAGCCUAACUACUGUGCUGCUGUCGGUGGUGAUAACUACGGAGCCGAUAACGUUGCAACUGAACAUUCUCUAGAUGAAUUUUGGCGGGUGCCCAGCAAUAUUUCCACCAUUGUCGACCUUCUCGAUACUAAGGGUAUAUCGUGGUCCGAGUACAUGCAGGAUAUUCCUUACGCGGGCUUCCAGGGCUUCAACUACUCCAACCAGGACACGUGGGCCAAUGACUACGUACGCAAGCACAACCCUUUGGUUUCUUACGACAAGAUUGCCAAUAACGAUACUGCUCUACGUCUGAUCAAAGGCUUCGAUCAGUUUGAGGAAGAGCUAAAGAAGAAAGAACUGCCUCAAUGGGCUUUUAUUACCCCCAACAUGACCAAUGACGGCCAUGAUACCAACAUUACAUACGCCUCCACCUGGCUCCGUGGCUUUGUUUCUAAUCUCAUGAACAACACCUACGUCUGGGAUAACACUCUGCUCCUGCUAACCUUUGACGAAACCGAGACUUACACCGAGCGUAACCGUGUCUUCUCCAUCCUCCUUGGUGGUGCUAUUCCCAAGGAUCUAGUCGGCACAAAGGAUGACACCGUAUACACCCACUAUUCCAGCAUAGCAACCGUCUCCGCAAACUGGGACCUCCCCUCCCUUGGCCGCUGGGACUGUGGUGCUAACCUAUUCCAGUUCGUCGCCGACAAAGUAAACUACACGAACUGGGACAUUGAUGCCACAAACCUGUACAUGAACUCCUCCAUGCCCGGCCCGCUUGAGCAGUGGGGUUACUCAAUCAAACGAAACACCUGGCCCGUGCCUGUGACCAGCGGCUCUUGCUCUGGUGGUAGCAGCAUCCUGCAGGCCGUCGUUGACACCUACAAGGGUCAGACACCCACUUACAAUUACAGCACGCCGUUUUCCUACGACGCCACCUUCGACGUGGGUCUUGGCAUUUCGUACUCUCGUAAUGGCGAGACUUACGUGUCUGGUGUUAAUGCCACUGGCGUUCAUGGAUUUGACAAGGGGAACUCCACUUCGAUUACCUCUAGCUCUGCUACGGCUUCGACUAGUAAUGGUGCUGCUGCUCAGAUGGCCACGCCUGUCUUCACUGGCUUCUUGGCUGUUGUCCUGGGUCUGCUUAGUUUCUUGUAG
Molecule: messenger RNA, 1407 nt
Organism: Penicillium taxi
Lineage: Eukaryota; Fungi; Ascomycota; Eurotiomycetes; Eurotiales; Aspergillaceae
Product: acid phosphatase
Exons: 4
Coding region: 1-1407 (468 amino acids)
Biological process (GO): phospholipid catabolic process
Molecular function (GO): hydrolase activity, acting on ester bonds
Source: RefSeq, a predicted model, not a curated record